UUUCAUGCUAAACUAAAAGGGAUUUUAUUUGGGUUUUUUUUUGCACUGCAACAACAUUGUUUUAGCAACAUUGUUCAAAAAAGUAUGCGAGCUGCAUUCUGACAGUUAAUAUCAGCUGUGAAUACAUUUUGUUUUCAUUACUUUGUUUACAUAUUUUACGAUGGCGGAGAACAUACAAGUCGACGAAGCAUUUUUAUUUAAGCGAUUUUUCGAAUUAAUUCAAUUAAAUAAUCGUCGUAAGAUAAUGAUAAACAGAUUCUUGGAAGAAUAUCCAGAGCACGGGCUCUUAUGCCAAAGUGGAUAUUCUUCCGAAAUAUUUCGAGCUGUUGUGAAAAAAGAUAAUGUAAUCAUAAGAAAACAUUUAAGACUUACAGUAAUAGCAUUAGAAAGAGUUUUCAAUUACGGUGCAAGGUUUAUAAAUACUGAAAAAGGAUGGAGUGACCGGUUUAUUAUUACUGUAUUUUUGUAUUGGCUUGGUUGCGGUGCAAGCUAUCGUGUAACGGGAGCUUCAUUUGGAAUUUCCAGAUACACUGUUAGAGAUAUUGUGCACAAAUGCUUGAAAGGGUUCCUUUCCCUAAAAUCAUCGGUAAUAAAAUAUCCAGCUGAAAGUGAGUUUGAAGGCAUUUGCACAAAAUUUAACCAACGAGCCGGCACUACAAUUUUCAAUCGUGCAUUAGGUGCCAUAGAUGGAACACAUAUACCAAUAGAUGUACCCACACUACUUCGUGACCAAUACAUGAACCGAAUGUCCUUUACAUCCAUCAAUUUACAAGCUGUAUGUUCCAGUAGUAAGGAAUUUUUAUCAAUUUGUGUUGGUUUCCCAGGAUCGAUGCAUGAUGAGCAGGUUUUAAAAAGCAGUGAAUUAUUUAAUUUGCGAAAUUUUCCUCCACCAGGCUACUACCUGUUAGGCGAUAGUGCAUAUUGUUGCCGGACUAAUCCGAUUGCAAUUCUCACUCCAUAUAAAAGAUUGCAGCCGUUAACAGCAAGACAAAAGAAAUUUAACGAGCUUCAUAGUAAGGCUCGUACUGUUAUUGAAUCUACAUUUGCUGCAUUGAAAAUGCGUUGGCGCUCAAUUUUUGACAAGGUUCUUAGGUUAAAUCUUGAACACUGUGUUCAAACAGUAGCUGUAGCAUGCGUAAUGCAUAAUAUAUGUCUGAAUGAUGGAUUUGAAAUUGAUGAAGUCUUAGAGGACUUGAAAUAUGAGGAAGUUCUGAUUGAAGACGAAGACAUUGCUGCUGCAGUUAUGCGCGAUGAAAUUGCAAACAACAUUCAGAUGUAAUUGAAGUUUAGACUUCAAA
Messenger RNA from Teleopsis dalmanni, 1298 nucleotides. RefSeq names its product protein ALP1-like. Bases 161 to 1279 code for a protein of 372 amino acids. The transcript has 2 exons. The record is from RefSeq and is a predicted model, not a curated record. NCBI's taxonomy places the organism in Eukaryota, Metazoa, Arthropoda, Insecta, Diptera, Diopsidae.